AUGGCUGAUACCAUAAUGACUGAUAACCAUUCGACUUAUCAGAAUAAUAAUAACGACAAUACAAACGUGACUGAUAAUAGUGACGAAAAAAUUGAUGGUACUGAAAAUGGAUUAGAAGAAACGACGCAAAAAUCUUAUGACAAAUUUCGAGAUACAGCAAGCCAUGUUUCUAAUGGUGUUAAACGACAAAAAAAUCGAUUUUGUUCAUCAUCAAUGAAUCAACUUGGUGGUGAAUUUAUUAAUGGUCGACCAUUACCAACUGAUACACGUGAACGAAUAGUUGCAUUAGCUGAAAAUGGUGUACGUCCAUGUGAAAUAAGUCGUCAACUUCAAGUAUCACAUGGUUGUGUUAGUAAAAUAUUAAAAAGAUAUCGUUUAUUUGGUACAACUCAUCCAGGUUUAAUUGGUGGCUCAAAACCAAAAGUUGCAACACCUGAUGUAGUUCGACGUAUACGUGAAUAUAAAGGAAAUAAUCCUCAAAUAUUUGCUUGGCAAAUUCGUGAAAGUCUUCAAAAAGAAGGCAUAUGUCCAGCAGAUAAAUUACCAAGUGUAUCAUCAAUAAAUCGAAUUGUUCGUAGUAAUCGACGAAUUGUUUUUAAUAAUGAUGGUAGUAUUACAGAACUUGAUUCAGAUUUUGAUUCACGUGACGGAAGUGAUAAUGAAAAUGAAAAUGUAAUUAAAUGUGAAACAAACCAUGUUUCAUCAUCAUCCUCAUCAUCUUCUGUUAGUUCAUCAUCACCUCGUUCAACUAAUAUUCGUCAUCGUGGUGAUUGUCGUUGUGAUGCUUGUAUAAAAAAAUAUAAAUUUGCACCAUCAUUACAUAAUUUAACUAAGACUUCUUCCAUUAAAUCAACAAUAUCAGAGAAUGAAGAUAAUCAAAUAAAUGAAAAUGAUUCGAACAGUAUAUCAAAUGAUGACACAAUUAAACAAACAACAAUAACAACAACAACAACAACAACAACACCUCCACCAGCUAAACAUUGUAAUUUAAAUAUUCCAUCAAUAGAUGAUGAUAUUAAACCAUUAGAUCUUUCUAUUUCAUCGACAACUCAAAUAUCAAAACAACAAAAUGAACAACCAUUAAAUUUAUCUUCAAAACGUAAACGACAUCAACCUGUUAGUUUAUUAGCAUCAAAACGAAAUAAUAGUUCAUCAACGAUAAUAACAAAACCAGCUACAACAACGACUACGGCUACUGCUGCUGCUGCCGCAGCUGCAGCUGCAACAGCAUCAUCUAUGUUUAUUCCAUUUUAUGCUAUUUCACCAUUUUUUGAUCCUACAACAACAAAUCAACAAGAAUUAUUUCAACAGUUUCAAACAUUUUAUUUACAAUUACAACAACAACAACAAAAAUUAACGAAUGAAACGACUAGAAAUAAUGAAUGA
Rotaria sp. Silwood1 is the source of this 1386-nucleotide messenger RNA. NCBI's taxonomy places the organism in Eukaryota, Metazoa, Rotifera, Eurotatoria, Philodinida, Philodinidae. The record is from the annotation of a GenBank genome assembly.